AGAGUGCCGUGUGGGUGAAGACGAGAACCCAAUAAAAGACACGAAGACAGAAAGAAGUGUCCGAGUCCUUUUAUUACAAAUAUAUGAAUAAGUGUCGACUUAUAAGUCAUGUGUUACUGUGUAAAUAUGCAUUCCUCUGUGCAUCGAUACUAACGUGGAUAUAACUUUUUUUCUGUCUGCAGCUGUCGCUUCCUCUGUCGAAUUUGUCUGAUGGAGCAAAGGCACUCGGCGAAGCUCGGUACGACAAGGAAACAAUGCGACCGGUGUGCAUACAGCACGGAUUAUACUGGAAAUUUGACACGGCACCAGAGAACUCACACAGGAGAGAAUCCCUUCAAGUGCAGUGUGUGUGGGAAGGCGUUUUCAGAUUCAUCUACUCUUGUAAAACACCAGAAAACACACACGGGAGAGAAACCCUUCAAGUGCAGUGUGUGUGGGAAGGCGUUUUCAGAUUCAUCUACUCUUGUAGCACACCAGAGAACACACACGGGAGAGAAACCCUUCAAGUGCAGUGUGUGUGUGAAGGCGUUUGCACAGUCAUCUGCUCUUCAAAGACACCAGAGAACACACAAGCAUCAGAAGAUCCACAAGGAGUGGAGUCUGAAAUCAGUUUGUGAAAGUCAAAGUGCUGCAAUGAUCCCAUCCCUCAUCAAACAAAAACCGGAAGAAAAUCCCAGCUUGGACACUUUUAAAGGUAUCGAGGUGAAAUAUGAAGAGGUGAAGGUGAAAUGUGAAGAAGAGAUGGUGAAGAGCGAAGAAGUGAAGGUGAAAUGUGAAGAAGUGAUGGUGAAGAGCGAAGAAGUGAAGGUAAAAUGUGAAGAUUCAAUUCCAAAAUCAGACCUUCACAUCGAUGGAGUCAACAUGAAGCAGGAGGAGAAUUCUGACUGUGAGGCAGAGCACGGCAACUCCCAGCAGAUUGUGGAAGUGGAGGUGUGGGUGGACUUCCUCUGAGACAGUACAAAGUCAAAUGGAGACCCGGUAGAUGUAUAAGCUUGAGACGAUGUCGCUCUAAGUUAUGCACUUUUGUCACAGGCCUUUAAUGACAAUAAUGUGAAGUUGAACACUCAAUUCCUAGGUUGAACCUGCAGAGUAAGAGCGGCCAGUCUUUGUGGACCUGUGGGUUUGGUAGAUCUCUAACCAGGAGUGGGAGCCAAUAAGCUCCCAAGCAUUCGCUAUGUUAUUAAUUGCAUUUAUAUGGUGCUUGCUUAAUUGCCUCGGCAUUUCGGAUUUUUGUAUCGUAUCUCGGCUCAAACACUCGAAGAGCAUAUCCAAGUAGCAGCUGCCCCUGUGUGGCACAAGGUGGUGGCCCUGAACCGGCCUGCAUGUGGACAAGAGCCUGUCAGUAGAGGGCGAUGGUUGAUGUGGCAUCUCAGUUGUGGAGUUUGUAAUGUUUGGAAUUUGCUCAAUUUUGACCCAGACACCAGCAUGCAAAGGCCUACUCGUUUCGAAAGUAUGUUGUACAUACACUGUUAAGCAGACGGUGAAUAUUUUUUGAAAUAGCUUGUUAAAACAAUGUAACCUGGUGCAGCAUAUUUCAGUGCAGUAAUUCAAUUUUGUUAAAAUUACUCAAUAAUUUUGAAUAAAUACCUGUCUUAUUGUGUGCGUACAUGUAACAAUUUGUUU
Molecule: messenger RNA, 1623 nt
Organism: Lethenteron reissneri (Far Eastern brook lamprey)
Lineage: Eukaryota; Metazoa; Chordata; Hyperoartia; Petromyzontiformes; Petromyzontidae
Product: zinc finger protein 626-like
Biological process (GO): regulation of transcription by RNA polymerase II
Molecular function (GO): RNA polymerase II cis-regulatory region sequence-specific DNA binding; DNA-binding transcription factor activity, RNA polymerase II-specific
Source: RefSeq, a predicted model, not a curated record